Messenger RNA from Trichomonas vaginalis G3, 729 nucleotides. Its product is annotated as protein of unknown function (DUF4498) family. The record is from RefSeq and is a predicted model, not a curated record. The transcript has a single exon. Lineage: Eukaryota; Parabasalia; Trichomonadida; Trichomonadidae. Bases 1 to 729 code for a protein of 242 amino acids.
AUGUCUGAGCGCUGGGAAUUCACAGAGCUUGAUGAUAACGGCUUUAAAACAUGGGCAGAUAAGGAGAAAAUGAAGCUUAUCAAUGAAAAAUGGGGACUCAAUGGAAUUAAAGCUCGUACUUUCUCUUAUAAUGGUGAAUUACCAGUUCCAUUUAAUCCUGAAACAUUUUUCAAAUCAUUUUUGAAUACAAAGGGAAUAGGCUCAGAAGAAGUUAAAGAAGUUGAUGUUGAACCUCUUUCAGCAAUAUCAAUUGGCAAUAAAUUCUGGAAGAAGCUCUGGACACCACCAAACAACAUUUGCAGAAAUGCAACAGGCCACUACAUCAAUAAAUGUCCCGAUCAUCACGUUCAUGGAAUGUGGUUAUCAGAUUGCCUCCAAGUUGCACUUCUUGACGAAGAUUCCGAGGAAUACGAAGUCUUUACACCAGAAGAUCGCAGAGAAUUACUAUUCCAUGUUAUUAAACUCCUUGUUCUCGGUGGCGAGAUUUGCCAAUACGAAGAUGAGUGGGAUACUUACGAACCAGUCAUCACAUCACUUUACAGAGACUUAAUUGGCCAAAGUGUUGUCAAAAAUACUAGUGGCGCAAUUUCGAUUGUUGCCCGUCCUUAUUUGCUAAAGAAGACAAACGGAAAGUCUAUCCUUGGUAAUCCAGACCAUUCUGCAUGCAUAUUGGUCAUUGAUACCGUUGGAAAGAAAGUUCGUAUGCUUCAAUAUUUGGCAUAUCCAUAA